Molecule: messenger RNA, 915 nt
Organism: Aureobasidium namibiae CBS 147.97
Lineage: Eukaryota; Fungi; Ascomycota; Dothideomycetes; Dothideales; Saccotheciaceae
Exons: 2
Coding region: 1-915 (304 amino acids)
Source: RefSeq, a predicted model, not a curated record
AUGUCGGGCUCGAAUACACGACCGCCAGCCCGUCGAGGGCCCUCGGGCGCUUGGGGCCGUCUUCGCCAACCGCAGAUUGAUCCACUCGAAGUCUAUGGUCUGCCUUCCAAGGGCGAGACGAGACUGGCAGACCCCAAGACGCAAGAGACAUACUUCGAACGAAUAGUCGCCCGCUACAUGAAAUUCUGCGCUUCCCACCCAAGCGGCGAAAGCCUCGAAGCCGCCUUCCACUCCCUCGAUAUCAACUCUAGCUCACCAUCACCCACACCUCCACCCCUCAAUCCAGCAAAACCCCAACCCCUCUCUACAACCUCGGAGCCUCCGCAAGAAAUGUCGACCAUACUCAUGGCCAUGCGCAAACUCCGCGAAGCCCUAGUCUCCGGCCACCGUACCGAUGCUUUUGCCCAACGAGUCUACACCUUCCAGAUCCGCGCUGCGAUACUCUGCCGCCAUCUCGAGACCUAUCAUCCAGCACUGCAACAUCUACUCUACAGAAUCCACCCCAAGACUCCUCUAUCACGACCGGAGUUGCAGGAAUUUGCAAGGUACUUGAUUCUGGAUGCGGCGUGUAGGCAAGGUGAAUUCGUGGAUGCGUAUCGCUUGAGAAGGGUGUAUCGAGUCAGGGAUCGGAAGAUUGAUGCUGUGCUAAAGGCCUUGGUGCAUGAUGACUGGGUUUUGUUCUGGAGGACAAGGAGGGCGGUGGAUGGUUAUCAGAGGUGUCUGAUGAGUUGGGCUGAGGACGGGGUGAGGUUGCAUGCGUUGAAGUGUUUAGGAAGGAGUUACAUGGUGGUGGACAAGAGCUUUGUAGAGAGGAGUGCUGAGAGAGGAUGGGAAGAAAUGGUGGAGAAAGACAAGGUUGGAUGGUUGUUGAGAGAGGAUGGAGGGGUGGUUAUCAGGAAACCAAAGGGUACUUGA